AGACUGGUCUGGGCCCCAGUCGAGGGCUGCAGGUGGUAGGCUGCGACCCCUUCCUCCCACAGCCCCUUCCCGCCCCUCGCCGGGCAUCCGCCGACAGGCUGGAGUGCAAUGGCAUGAUCUCAGCUCACUGGAACCUCCGCCUCCCAGAUUCAAGAGAUUCUCCUGCCUCAGCCCCCUGAGUAGCUGGGAUUACAGGUACAUACCAAGAAAUUGAAUUGCUGAGUCACAGGAGAGAUUUACAAAUAGUGUUUUGGCAUCAUGGAACGUGGAGGUUGUACUUUAACGGCAACUUACGCCCACCCUAGACCAACACCAACCAACUUUCUACCAGCCAUCAGUACCAUGGCCUCAAGCUACAGGGACCGCUUUCCCCACUCCAAUUUGACCCAUAGCCUGAGCCUUCCUUGGAGACCCAGCACAUACUACAAAGUCGCCUCCAAUUCCCCAAGCGUGGCCCCGUACUGCACCAGAUCACAGAGGGUGUCCGAGAAUACCAUGCUUCCCUUUGUUUCCAACAGAACCACUUUCUUCACAAGAUACACACCGGAUGACUGGUACAGGUCCAAUUUAACCAACUAUCAAGAGUCCAAUACUUCCCGACAUAAUUCGGAGAAACUAAGAGUGGAUACAUCUCGCCUGAUUCAAGACAAAUAUCAACAAACAAGAAAAACUCACGCAGACACAACCCAAAAUCUGGGAGAACGUGUCAAUGACAUAGGGUUUUGGAAAUCUGAAAUCAUUCAUGAGUUGGAUGAAAUGAUUGGAGAGACAAAUGCACUUACUGAUGUGAAGAAAAGACUGGAGCGGGCUUUGAUGGAGACUGAAGCCCCUCUUCAGGUAGCCCGAGAAUGUCUAUUUCAUCGAGAAAAGAGAAUGGGAAUCGACCUAGUUCACGAUGAAGUUGAAGCACAACUGCUGACGGAAGUUGAUACUAUUCUGUGUUGUCAAGAAAGAAUGAAGCUACAUUUGGAUAAGGCUAUUGCCCAACUUGCAGCCGACAGAGCGUCCCAGCAUGAGCUGGAAAAGGACCUGAGUGACAAACAGAUGGCUUACCGGAUCGACGACAAAUGCCACCACCUGCGCAACACAUCAGACGGUGUCGGCUACUUCCGCGGAGUGGAGAGGGUCGAUGCAACUGUCUCAGUGCCUGAGUCCUGGGCCAAAUUUACAGAUGACAAUAUUCUCCGCUCCCAGAGUGAACGGGCAGCUUCCGCUAAGCUAAGAGACGACAUUGAAAACCUCUUGGUUGUGACUGCCAAUGAGAUGUGGAAUCAAUUCAACAAAGUGAACUUGUCUUUCACCAAUCGCAUUGCUGAGACUGCAGAUGCUAAGAAUAAGAUUCAGACACACUUAGCAAAGACCCUGCAGGAGAUUUUCCAGACUGAAAUGACCAUAGAAUCCAUCAAGAAGGCCAUCAAGGACAAGACUGCCUUCCUGAAGGUGGCUCAGACCAGACUGGAUGAGCGCACAAGACGGCCGAACAUUGAGUUGUGCCGAGACAUGGCUCAGCUACGCCUUGUUAACGAGGUACACGAGGUUGACGACACCAUCCAGACCCUGCAGCAGCGCCUGAGGGAUGCAGAGGACACCCUGCAGUCGCUGGUCCACAUCAAAGCCACCCUCGAGUAUGACCUGGCUGUCAAAGCCAAUUCCCUGUACAUCGACCAGGAAAAAUGCAUGAGCAUGCGCAAGAGCUACCCCAACACCCUCCGGCUGGUCGGCUUCUGCUAGGGACCCCACCGGCUGUGGUUUUGAUACCCCUAAGUUAAGGCUGAGCCAGAGCACUGUCUCAGCAUUUGAACCGAAUGCUAAUAUAGUCACUUAUUAAAGGAUUAUGCUGAUGGAAAUGUA
Pan troglodytes (chimpanzee) is the source of this 1851-nucleotide messenger RNA. RefSeq names its product tektin 3 (gene TEKT3). The transcript has 10 exons. Gene Ontology annotation, biological process: cilium movement involved in cell motility; cilium assembly. Bases 259 to 1731 code for a protein of 490 amino acids. Gene Ontology annotation, cellular component: microtubule cytoskeleton; sperm flagellum; nucleus. NCBI's taxonomy places the organism in Eukaryota, Metazoa, Chordata, Mammalia, Primates, Hominidae. The record is from RefSeq and is a predicted model, not a curated record.